AUGUUCUUAUUUUCGGGUUUCGUCUUUGAAUGUUUUCUGUUUUCUUUGUUUCUCCUUCCUUUCCCUCUUUCUUUCUUUCUUUCUUUCUUUAUUUAUUUACUUCCUUCCUCCCUCUCUUUCUUUCUGCUAUGCCUCCCUCCCUUUCUUAAUUCCUUCUUUUCAUCCUUUCUUUCUGCUAUUUCUUUCUUCCUUCCUACCAUCGUUUCUUUCUUUCUUUCUUUCUUUCUUUCUUUUAUUCCUUUCUUUCUCUCUUUAUUUCCUUCCUUCCUUCCUCUUUCUUUCUGCUAUUCCUUUCUUUCUUUCUUUCUUUCUUUCUUUUUUCUUUCUUUCUUUCUUUCUUUACUUCCUCCCUCUCUUUCUUUCUGCUAUUCCUUCCUUCCUUCCUUGCUUCCUUCCUUUCUUUUACCUAAAUCUUUUCUCUUUGUCCUCUAUUUCUUCUUAAUUCUACAUAUUUCUUCUUUCUUUCUUUCUUUCUUUCUUUCUUUCACCUAUUUUGACGUCAGUUUACAUCUAACAGUCAUAUACAAAGAUAUCACAGAUUCUCCAUUUCUAUCUAUCUAUCUAUCUAUCUAUCUAUCUAUCUAUCUAUCUAUGCCUAUUCAUAUCUAUGACUAUUCAUAUCUAUGA
Molecule: messenger RNA, 627 nt
Organism: Acanthosepion pharaonis
Lineage: Eukaryota; Metazoa; Mollusca; Cephalopoda; Sepiida; Sepiidae
Source: the annotation of a GenBank genome assembly